AUGGUUGGAAGACUAGCAUUUGUUUAUCCUGCUGAAGGAGAGAGGUUUUUCCUGAGGUUGUUGUUAAUUAAUGUGCAAAGUCCAACUUCAUUUGAGUACCUACGAACUGUGAAUGUUCAUGUGUGCGAUACAUUCCAAGAAGCUAAUUUGAAAUUAGGAUUAGUUGAAGACGAUGAUAUAGAUGAUUUAUGUAUGUCAGAAGCAAAAGAAUCUCAGUUACCUGUGUUCAUUACGAUGCCUUUUUGCAACUCCACAUCUGGUAUUGCAGCAGCUAAUAUUCCUUCUAGAAGAACUACUCAUUUACGAUUUAAGAUACCAGUUGAUAUAGAGAGUUCAUUGGCCUGCGAUGUACCUAAGCAUCGCAGUUUAGCUGCACUUAUUAAAGAAACUACAUUGAUCAUUUGGGACGAAGCUUCUAUGGAAAAUAAAAGCAAUUUGGAAUCUUUAGAUCUGAUGUUGCAAUACAUAUGUGAGAAUAAAGAUUUGUUUGGUGGGAAGCUGGGUGUUCUUGGAGGAGAUUUUUGUUAG
Molecule: messenger RNA, 528 nt
Organism: Chenopodium quinoa (quinoa)
Lineage: Eukaryota; Viridiplantae; Streptophyta; Magnoliopsida; Caryophyllales; Amaranthaceae
Exons: 2
Coding region: 1-528 (175 amino acids)
Biological process (GO): telomere maintenance; DNA repair
Molecular function (GO): DNA helicase activity
Source: RefSeq, a predicted model, not a curated record